AGCGAUUUUAUUGCAAAUGUACAAAGAAUAACUGGAUAAACAUUAGCAUAUUUAGGUGGAAUUAUUAAUUGAUAGUUAAUAGUGACACUGAAUUUAAUAUAAAGUUGAAUAUAAAAAUGGACACAGUAUUUUCGAAGAAGAUAUAGAAUCAAGAAUACUGUAUAUUUCUUUCCUUGAAAGCAUCUCCAUGAUUGUCUAACAGGAUUAACCGAUUAAGAAAUGGAUAAUAAGGCAACAAACUGCUAGUGGAGUCCAUAUGAGGGUGAACUCCCGACUGUUCCUUCUCUAGGAAUUAAAAGACAGCUCCAACAUUCUCUCUGUUCCUGAUGUCUUCUGCGGAAUUAAGGCCUGGCCAAAAUUCUAGAAAUGCAAAACAAGAUUCACAGGAUCCUUCAGGCCGCAGGAACUGGGAACUUCAUGAUUGCGAGAAAGAUAAUUCAUAUGAACAAUUGAGUAUGUUAGAGUCAGAGCGCAAAGAUUUUAGCUCAGAGAGUGUUGAUGUUCUGAAACUAUGUGCGGAAAACCAAUUAAUCGAGGAGUUCUAUUCUCAAACAUAUUGUGAUGAUGCUGCAACACUAGACGAGCAGAUCAAGGGCUAUAGUUCUUCUGCAUAUAGUUACAAAGAUGCACCAUCACUCAUGCUCGAAAAUGUAGUAGGUGAUGGUUCACAUGAAAUACCAGUAAAAAGGGAUGCCAGAGGAUUUUUGGACUUCGAAUAUUACAGCCGCCUUGACCCUGGAGACAUCAAAGAAACAUGUUCUAAACUGGACUCUGAAUGGAUUGAAGUAGAGAAGGCGGAACCAUGGUGGCGCACUGCUGACAAGGAGUUAGCUGCCUCAGGUUUUCCCAAAUCAUCUGGAUGUUUUGCGAAUUCUGAUCAUUCACGGCCUCAGUAUUUGGGAAGUGAGUCAUAUAAUUGUUCGCAGUUCUCUAACCAGGUUAGUAUAGCAGAUAUGGAAUCUCUGGUUACUCUUGACAGUUAUCCAGGACAUCAUCUUUCACAAAGCCAACAGAAGAUAUUGUGUGUUGGCAAAGGGUGCUUAACACGCGGUUUAGGACAGUCAAUAAGUGGUGAUGACAAUUUAAGUAUUGCCAACGUCCUCACAGCAGAAACCCAACCAGGAUCAAACGAUCUCAGCAAAGGUCAGCUGUUGGAAGCACUAUGCCAUUCUCAAACCCGGGCAAGAGAGGCUGAACAAUUGGCGCAGCAAGCAUACAACGAGAAAGAGCACGUGAUCAAGCUCUUCUUCCGACAGGCGUCCCACCUCUUUGCUUACCGGCAGUGGCUUCAAAUUUUGCAGCUUGAAGCUCUGGUUCUCCAGCUCAGGAACAAAGAUGAACAAAACUCCAACAACUAUUCGACUUUCUUCCCUGUUAUCCCAAUCAAUGGCCGGAAACUCAAGAAGUUCAGAUAUAACAAGCCUAUUAAGAGGAAGCCGGGAAAGGGAAAAUGCAAGACAAACAAGUCUGCUGUAGCUUUUGCCUUGGGUUUGGGUCUUGCUGGUGCUGGUUUGCUACUUGGUUGGACCAUGGGAUGGCUAUUUCCUGCUCGCAACGGCUUAACCUGACGUAGCCCAAGCUCUUGCUCAGCACAAAUAUUAAACUAUCUCAGGUCAAGUAUAUAACAUUCAUCACGUCGGAGAUAUAUUAUUCUAGCUUGUAGGUAAGGCUCUGCAUUCUGUAAAUAUACAACCACUACGCCUCAAACCUAAAGGCAUUUUGUAAAAUAUAGUUGGGCUAAGGUCUGGUAAUUUAUGUUGUGUACGUUUCCAUAUCCAGUCAGUUGAUAUUUUUGGUCUAGCUGUAUAGUGUACUGCAUUAAUAUAGUCUGUUUGUAUAUUUGUCUUGAGCCGAGGCUCGAGGUUCUAGCGGAAACAGCCUCUCUACUUCUUCGAAGUUGGUGGUAUAUUUUACCCUCCCCACGCCCCACUAGGUGGGAUGACACUGGCUAUGUUGUUGUAUAUAUUUUUCUUUGUAGGUAUAUUUCCAACAUUUCAAUUUA
Capsicum annuum is the source of this 2002-nucleotide messenger RNA. RefSeq lists its product as uncharacterized. The transcript has 3 exons. Lineage: Eukaryota; Viridiplantae; Streptophyta; Magnoliopsida; Solanales; Solanaceae. Bases 327 to 1568 code for a protein of 413 amino acids. The record is from RefSeq and is a predicted model, not a curated record.